GAAGAUGCUACUAGAGCAAAGACCCCAGAGCGGUGCUUCACAGCUAGUACAGGAGUGCGCCAUAGAAGCCGGCCAUGUUGAGGUGGUUAGGCUCCUGCUCCAGUAUGGUGCUGCCGACACCAACCGGGAUGACCCGGCCGGAUGGACACGGCGGCUGGGAUACGCUGGUCGAAUGCGGACAUGAAGAAAUUGUCAAAGCGCUCGUCGGUAAUGGGGCUAACCCCAUGGUUGUGGACGAUGCCGGAACAACGGUAUAUAGCGGCACAAAACGGUCGCCUCGACUUGCUCCGGUUGUUUCUCAACUACCCUGGCUUCGACAUUGAUCUGGAGGAUAACAAUGGCCGGACAGCACUUUUUCAUGCCGCCAUGCGCGGACAUGACCUUGUCGUGUCAGCACUUCUUUCUCGCGACACUCGGAGGGCCAGUGAAGUUGAGGAAGAGGAGCCAUUUGUUGGGCCUCUCUUUGGCAACCUUACCGGGAACGUCCAAGACUGCUUUGGGGCUUUGCCUAUCUUUGCAGCAGCGAGGAACGGACAUACGCAGGUCGUGGAGACUUUGCUUUUCGCUGACCCAUCUUGCCUGCAACACAAGGACUGGUUCGGCCAUAAGCUUGGUUUGGUGGGCGUCCAAGAGCGGGAAAAGAGAGCUUGUCCUCAUCCUGCUCGAAUAUGUCGUGCAACAUGGCAUAAGAAUCCCAACACACGACCUUGUCUUGGAGAGCAACCCGACCGAAUUCGACCCGAGUGAUCCCUGGUGUCAUGUUUGCACGCGCUGCACGGUAUGUGCUGUCCCAGGAUCCUACUCAUGUGGUGUUUGCGAUGGGCACGCUAUUGUCUUAGUCUGCAGAGAGUGCCAAAAUGCUGGUGUUUUUUUGUC
Phialemonium atrogriseum is the source of this 876-nucleotide messenger RNA. RefSeq lists its product as uncharacterized. The transcript has a single exon. Bases 142 to 747 code for a protein of 201 amino acids. The record is from RefSeq and is a predicted model, not a curated record. Lineage: Eukaryota; Fungi; Ascomycota; Sordariomycetes; Cephalothecales; Cephalothecaceae. Gene Ontology annotation, molecular function: protein binding.